AUGUAUUUAACAGAUGAAGAGCUAGAAAUCGCAGAAAGGUGGAUCACAGAACUGCAAGACCUUUUUGCUGAAGCAACGUCGUUGAAAAUUCAAUACAUUCAUAAUUCUAUUAGAUUAGAAAAUGAAGCGCGCGAAAACACUAUACGUCAUGAAUCCGAAAUGAAGGAGCGCGCGGAAAACCAGAGAAAAGCAGAAAGAACACUAAUGAUGCRCGYAAAAGCGCAGACAGUAUUUGACACUAUAUGCAAUAAUACAAAGCACUUUAUUGAGUCCAACGCGAUUGMUACGCACUCGCUAGAAAGGUCACUCAAGCAGAUAGAAGACGCAUAUGCCGAGUGCAAACGAGCAAACGACGAAGUUCUAGGCUUUGMCGAUCACAAAACAGCGGAGGACGCAAUCAAAUUCGCAGGUCAAAUGCAAUGCCGCCUUGAUGAAAUCACUGGACUCAUCAUCCCGUGCAUCGGACCUGGAGAUCAAAAAAUAGCUAAACGCGAGACUCCAACGUCAUCCAACCUUCAAUUAGAAAAAAUAAAACUGCCGCGAUUUGAAGGUGAAAUCCGCGCUUAUCCACAAUUUAAGCGAGACUUUGAGAAACAAAUCAUGCCGCAUCUCCGUAGCGAUGACGUCUCCUACGUCUUACGUUCAUGCUUAGGAAGCGAUCCUUUAAAUACCGUUAAGAGCAUUGACGACGAUGUAAGCGAAAUGUGGAAGAGGUUAGAUGAAAAGUACGGAGAUCCAGCAAAAGUCGCUGACGUUAUAAUUGACGGAAUCCGAAGGAUAAGAAUGAUAAGAGAAGGAGAAGAAAAGAGGUUCGUUGAGUUUGUAGAAAUCGUCGAAGAUGGGUACAGAGAUCUGAAGCGGCUCGGACUUGAAACGGAGAUAACAACAACAAGUUCAGUCAGCAUCAUAGAAAAGAAACUUCCGGCUGACCUUCGACGCAAAUGGGCUGAACUUUUCUUACGUAGUCAGCGAGGAGCCAUAGAGUACGAUACUGCCUCGCUAAGAUUACCAUCUGCUCCAGUGAAAGCCGUAAUCCAUCAUACCAUGACCGCCAAGGAGGAUGUGGAUCAUAAAAACCAAAGGGUGAGCCAAGUCAAGUGCUUGAUUCACGAAGAAGGCCGGCAUUCUACGGACGAAUGCAAAGUCUAUCUUUCGAAGUCACUUGAAGAAAGGAGAGAGCUUGUCAAAGUCAAAAACGCUUGCUGGUCUUGCCUUAAACCCGGACACGUGUCUCGUGCAUGUAGAGGCAAGAAAACAUGUGGAAUACAUAACUGUACUCUGACGCAUCAUCAGUCCCUACACGUAGACAAGGAAUCUCCCAACGCUUCUGGUUCGACGUACGUUUGUAACAACCCUGAGAUUGAUACCUGCCUCCUGCAAGUUCAGAAAAUCCAAGCCAAGAAAGGAGUGGUCAACGUAAUAUGGGACAAUGCAGCGUCUCUAAGCUUUAUCACUAACUCCCAAGCCAAAGAACAGAAAUUAAAAGGGGAGAGGGCUAAUUUGACAAUCAUAAAGAUCGGAGCUCAGGAUCAAACACUUAGUACAAUGAAGUAUACGCUACCCCUAGCUGAURCUCAAGGUCAAACUGUAAAUAUUGAGGUCUAUGGAAUCGAUAAGAUCACCUCCGACAUUGACAACGUAAACACUGAUGAAUUGUUUAGUCUUUUCGAAGGCGUAUCGAAGGAAGAAAUCUCUCGUCCAUCCGGACCUAUCGACGUAUUGAUCGGGUAUGAGUAUGCUGCAUAUCACCCUGAAAGAACGCAGAGUGUUGGACACCUUCUGUUGCUCAAGAAUCGAUUCGGCCUUUGUAUUGGAGGUUCACAUCCCUCGAUAAAAGGUGUGAUCAAAARGCAUGGCCUCAGUCGUGCCAGAGUACAACACGUAGUAAAGGGAGAAGUAGAGGACUUCUACAAAAUCGAAAACCUCGGCGUUGAAUGCGUACCACGUUGCGGAAGCUGCAAAUGUGGCCAGUGUGCUAUUGGAGGUAAAAACUACAGUAUCAAAGAGGAGAAGGAACUAGAGUUGAUUGAGAAGAACAUGGAAUAUGACGCUCAAGAUAGCAGAUGGAUCGCUGAGUACCCGUGGAUUAAGGAUCCAGCGGACCUUCCUGACAAUAGAAGAGUAGCUCUUGCUAUGCUAUACUCCACUGAACGCAGGCUAGGAAAGAACGAUCAGCACGCAACUGUAUAUGAUGAGCAAGUUCGAGAUAUGGUACAACGAGGCGUCGCUCGAAAACUUACCAAUGAGGAACUCGCGAAUUACAAGGGUCCUGUUCACUAUAUUUCGCAUCAUGAAGUACUCAAGCCAGAGUCGAAAUCAACUCCCGUAAGAAUCGUCUUUAACAGCAGUGCAAACUACAUGGGCCAUGUACUAAAUGAGUACUGGGCAAAGGGGCCAGACCUACUUAAUAGCCUUCUCGGGAUACUUGUGCGAUUUCGUGAAAAUGAAGUAGCCUUUAUAGGUGAUGUAAAAAAGAUGUACCAUACAGUUAAAACAACAGUACUGGAUCAGCACACUYACCGCUUUCUGUGGAGGGACAUGAACAYCAAAAGACCACCUGACACUUAUGUCAUUCAAAGAGUCUCAUUCGGAGAUAAGCCCUCGGCUACCAUCGCCACAAUGGCCCUUCGCAAAACAGCAGAGAUGGGGAGCCAGGAGUAUUCCGACGCUGCAAGGAUUGUACAAGAUAACACGUAUAUGGAUGACAUCAUAGAAAGCACCGCGGAUCUACCAACCGCACAGAAGCUAACUCAGGACAUAGAGAAUUUAGUCAUAAAAGGUGGAUUCCGAAUGAAAGAGUGGAUAUUUUCCCGCAACUCAAAUAAUAAUAGUGAAAAGGUUCUACCACAAGAGCCGAACGUUUCAACUGAAAAGGUGCUUGGAGUUAUUUGGGACCCGAUAACUGNCACGACUAUGGCAUUGUUCGAAAUGCUUUGCUCUGGAUCAAGUCCUAUCUCACUGGGCGCUCACAAGCUGUCAGAAUCAACAACACUACCUCUAAUGAACGUGAAUUAA
Exaiptasia diaphana is the source of this 3015-nucleotide messenger RNA. RefSeq lists its product as uncharacterized. The transcript has 2 exons. The record is from RefSeq and is a predicted model, not a curated record. Lineage: Eukaryota; Metazoa; Cnidaria; Anthozoa; Actiniaria; Aiptasiidae. Gene Ontology annotation, molecular function: nucleic acid binding; zinc ion binding. The coding region runs from base 1 to 3015 and encodes 1004 amino acids.